Polistes canadensis is the source of this 2757-nucleotide messenger RNA. It is a transcript of the gene kay, whose product is annotated as transcription factor kayak. Gene Ontology annotation, cellular component: nucleus. The record is from RefSeq and is a predicted model, not a curated record. NCBI's taxonomy places the organism in Eukaryota, Metazoa, Arthropoda, Insecta, Hymenoptera, Vespidae. Gene Ontology annotation, molecular function: RNA polymerase II cis-regulatory region sequence-specific DNA binding; DNA-binding transcription factor activity, RNA polymerase II-specific. The transcript has 3 exons. The coding region runs from base 107 to 1357 and encodes 416 amino acids. Gene Ontology annotation, biological process: regulation of transcription by RNA polymerase II.
UUUUUCUUGUGCUUACGUGCGCGCGUAUAAGAAAAGAAGAAUUGACGCGUGUUAAUGAUAAUACAAUAAACAUUAAUAUCGAAGAGUAAUAAGAAAAUAAUCAAAGAUGAAGUUGGACGUGUCUGAUGCAUUGUACGACAGCUCGAGUAUUUCCAGCGACAGUGGGACAUCGCAGAGUUCCCGAGUCAGCCAUGAUUUUCUCUUCACCAUUGCUGCUAACUCUGCUACCUUACCGGGCAAUUUGGUAUCUUUAGACGGAUUGCACAGUGGGGUACCAACUAGAACAACGCCAACGUUGACACCAACCACGUUGCGAAGUAUCGAACAGACUUUCCUCGAGCUUACAAGCGAAACAGGGUCCCACAGUCGGGAGGCUGGUUUUGUACCACCUUUGGUCGAACCAUCCCAACCGACUCCGGCUCAAACUCAAAAUCUGGCUACCCAUCAUCACAAUCCUACGAAUAAUCUGAUAGAAAGUCAGCAGACUUUACCUCAACAACAGGAACAUCAGCAACCACAACAACAACAACAGCAGCAGCAGCAGCAGCAACAACCACAACAACAGCAACAACCACAACAACAGCAACAACAACCACAACAACAGCAACAACAGGCUACAAAACGCAAUAUGGGUGGAAGGAGACCAACCAGGACGAUUGGUAUGACACCGGAAGAAGAAAAAAGACGACAGAUUAGACGAGAAAGAAAUAAAAUGGCAGCUGCUAGGUGUCGCAAGCGAAGAAUGGAUCAUACAAAUGCCCUUUUAGAAGAAACGGAGGGCUUGGAACAGAAAAAGCAGAGCUUGCAAGACGAGAUACAUCAAUUGCAGCAGACCAAAGACGAGUUAGAAUUCAUUUUGGAAGCACACAGAACCGUUUGUCGUUUACGUUCGUCCUCGCCACUCGACGUGAAGCCUGUGAUAAAGCCGGAAAUCCCGCUGGAGGAUCAAUUCGCUGAACCACCAACAACGAAACGCGACACAUUGACGUCCGCAAGACCGAGCAGACCAAAUUCACUGCCGGUCGGUUUUGACAAUAACAAUAGACCAAAUUCCUUGUCGUUCUUUAACGAACCAGUAUCAAUACCAAAGGAUAACAAUAGACCAGAUUCGUUGAAUUUUAAAACGGUUGAAACACCGGCAUUCAUGAAACCAUCCCUUGACGUUGCUGGUAUGCCAAUAACAACUCCAACAAGUGGUAUACCAUUCAAUUUCGAUUCCCUGAUGGAAGGUGGGACAGGAUUAACACCGGUAUCAACACCUCUCAUACCAUCCUGCUCCACGCAACAAAGGAACAAUUUAUCCGCGGUUGAUCUUAGCUCUCCUGACGCCAAUCCACCUAAAUUGGUCAGCUUGUGACGCCAAGAUGACAUUAUGAAAUAUGAAUCGAAUGAGGAUGAUCCAGAAUGAAGCAAAUCUUGGCCUGCGAUAAUUAUGCAAAUAUAGAAACUCGCUUGCCAUUUAGAAAGAGAUGAUAUAUAUAUAUAACAAAAAUGUGGGAUUAAACUCUCUGUGUUGUACGUGUGCUUUAAUUCGCCUUUCUCAUAGAUCAUUGAUCUUUGAGUACUAUUUGAAAAGACAAUAAUAAACACCAAUGAAUGUCACAUAAAUUUCAGAGAGAGAGAGAGAGAGAGAGAGAGAGAGCGAGGGGGAGGAGGAGAUUGUUUAAGAUAUAGGUAUGAUUGAGGAGGAAGAGGAAAAUGGAAGAGAAGAAGUUGUUCGUUUUUUUUAUUUUUUUGACGUUUUUAACACGUCAAAGAGACAUCACGAGUUGCCAUAAAUAAGAAAUAUAUAAUUAUAAGAUUGUAUUUUUUUUUGUUCUUUCUUCAAUCCGUAUCCCCUCACCAAUUGCAUCUGAGAAUCAUAUUGGUUUACUUUUUUCUUCUCUCUCUAUCUCUCUCUCCUUAUGUAGAGUUAAACAAAACAAAACAAAAAAUGAAACAAUUCUAGUAGCGUUGCGUUGCUAUAUAUUUUUCUCUCUCGUACGUUCGUGCAAUACACACACAAAUACAUACACACAUACAUACACUAAUGAAAUAUUAAAAAAUUACAAAUACUUUUUGUUCCCUUCGCGUCCGUCGAGCAGCAGCAGCAGCAACAGAUCAUUAUUUGAAAGAUAAAAAGUGAAAUUAAAUUGUUCUUUUUCUUUUGAAUAUUUCUUCCUCAGGAUCUAUUAUAUCGUUGACUAUGAGCGGGAGUAUUUUUGUACGUAUUAUAAAAUGCGUAUGUUGUAAAAAAGAAAGAAAUAAGCCACCUUCUUCGAUUGCUAAUUAUUUAAAAAUCGAUGAAAUAAUUGAUCAUCGAAAAAAAUAAUACGAAGAAUAUUUUGAUAUACGUAGAAAAUAAAAAGCUUUGUGAUCUUGAUCUUUACAAUGGAAGAAUACAUUUAAUUGUAUACGCUUUUAAUUGUAAAGCAUUAGCAACGAUUUCGAAUCGAAUAAUUUUUAACUAUUGUAAUGCAAUUGUACUCUCUGGUGAUGAUCGAUUUAAAAUGAAAUAUUUUCUAUUUUACAUACCUUUCCAAAAGCGAGAUAUAUUUAACAGAGAUUGGUAAAAAUGGUUUGUUUCUUAUUGUCAUUAUUCGAAGGCGUGAUAAAUAAAUGGAGGAAUAAAAGUCAUACUUUUAAUAGCGAUACACACCGGUGUGCAGAUGGCAUGUAGAUAGCUAACAUCUGCAUGCAAGUGAUAAUAAAGUAUAUAUAUUUAUAUAUAUGAAUAUAAAUAUAUAUAUCUAUAUAUAUAUAAAUUUUUUAAAAGAU